AGAAGGAGGAGGAGGAGGAGCAGGAGGAGGAGGAGGAGGACAAAAAUCCCCCCAGAUCCGGGCAGGCAGUGUUUUCUGGUUUUAUUUUUGACACUCAGGCCCCGCACCCCACAUCCCGUCUUGCUUUGAGAGGAGGAGAAAAGAGAAAUAAACGUGGCAGCGCAAAUAAGAGCCAGCGGGGAGGCCGGCAAAAGGUUUGUCUGCCUUUGGGGCUUUGUUCAAGUACAAGAAAAGAGAAAACUGCUCCUGAUCCCAGGAGAUUGGUCCUGCUUGGCUUGCAGCCUCUUGCAGAACUUGCAAGCCUAAGCUGAAUAACCUUGGCCAGACGAGCACACAUCUACUUGGGCAAGCCAGUUCUACACCCUGGAUCAGAAAAUCACGCCAUCUCUACCAUGAGCCGAGUUCGGGAUGCUGGCUGCGUAGCGGCGGGGAUCGUGAUCGGAGCUGGUGCCUGGUACUGUGUCUACAAAUACACCAGGGGAAGAGACCAGACAAAGAAGAGAAUGGUCAAGUCCAAGAACCGGGCUAUGGCUGGGACUGGAGUCAGAGCUAGAGCAGGGCUAAGGGCUGGAUUCACGAUUGACCUUGGGCCAGGAUUUAGUCCCCCAACCCCAGUCCAGGCUGGGACAGAGAACAGGAGCCAGGAUGAAGCUUUUGCUCUGGACGUGGCUGGAGCUGAAGCACUGGCCCCAGCUGUACCCAGUGCUGAGGCUCAGAGUGGGGCAAGAAGUCAGGCCCAGGAGGCAGAUGUGCCCAGGGUUGGCCCUAAGGCUGAAUCAGAAGUCAGGGAUGCAGUGGAUUCUGCAAUUGCAUCACCUUCUGGGGUGGCAGAGGCUCCCACAGCUGCAGAGGCCCCUGCAAUGUCAGGGACUCCCAAAGUAGCAGAAGCCCCCAGCACAGCAGAAGGUCCUGGGGCAGCAGUGCCUACCGAGAGGGCAGCACCCACUGAGGCAGCUGAGGCUCCUAGGGUGGCAGUGCCUACUGAGGUGGCAGGGGCUCCAGGAGUGUCAGCACCUUCAGAAGCAGCUGAGGCUCCCAUGCCCACAACACCUACUGGGGCAGCUGUACCUACUAGGGCAGCAGCACCUACUGUGGCAGCAGCACCUACUAAGGCACCUGCAUCUACUGGGGCAGCAGCACCUACUGGGGCACCUGCACCUACUAGGGUAGCAGCACCUACGGGGGUACCUGCACCUACUAGGGUAACAGCACCUACUGGGGUACUUGCACCUACUGGGGCAGCUGCACCGACUGGGGUAGCAGUACCUACUGUGGCAGCUGCACCAACUGGGUUAGCAGCACCUACUGGGGUAGCUGCACUGACUGGAGCUGCAGAGGCUCCUGGGACUUCAGGGUCUCCUAGGACAGUGGCAGUUCCUGGAGCAGCAGCUGCCAAGAAAGCAACCCCUGGGGCUCAUACAGGAGCUAUACCUAAGGCUGGGGCAGCAGCUGGAGCUGUACCCAAAGGUGGAGCCAAAGGUGGAGCCAAAGGUGGAACCAGGUCCCGGAAUGGGGGAAAGGGGAAGGGCAAGAAAAACAAGGUGGAAGUAGAUGAACUCGGAAUGGGCUUCCGCCCUGGAGAUGGGGCUGCAGCUGCUGCUGCAGCCUCUGCUAAUGGGGGACAAGCCUUUCUGGCAGAAGUCCCUGACUCUGAGGAAGGGGAGUCCGGAUGGACUGACACAGAGUCAGAUUCAGACUCUGAGCCUGAGACCCAGCGUAGAGGGAGGGGUAAACGACCUGUUCCCAUGCAGAAGCGCCCCUUUCCUUAUGAAAUUGAUGAGAUUCUGGGUGUUCGAGAUCUCAGGAAAGUCCUUGCCUUGCUUCAGAAAUCAGAUGAUCCUUUCAUCCAGCAGGUAGCUUUACUCACUCUGAGCAACAAUGCCAAUUAUUCAUGUAAUCAAGAGACAAUUCGCAAAUUGGGAGGCCUCCCAAUUAUUGCAAACAUGAUCAACAAAACUGAUCCUCAUAUUAAGGAAAAAGCCUUAAUGGCCAUGAAUAACCUGAGUGAGAAUUAUGAAAAUCAGGGAUGGCUUCAGAUAUACAUGAACAAAGUGAUGGAUGAUAUUAUGGCCUCUAACCUGAACUCAGCAGUACAGGUAGUUGGACUAAAAUUUUUAACAAACAUGACUAUUACUAAUGACUACCAGCACCUGCUUGUCAAUUCCAUUGCAAACUUCUUCCGUUUGCUAUCUCAGGGAGGUGGAAAAAUCAAGGUUGAGAUAUUGAAAAUACUUUCGAAUUUUGCUGAAAAUCCAGAUAUGCUCAAAAAGCUUCUCAGUACCCAAGUGCCAGCAUCAUUUAGUUCCCUCUAUAAUUCUUACGUGGAAUCAGAAAUUCUUAUUAAUGCUCUUACUCUGUUUGAGAUCAUCUAUGACAAUCUCAGAGCAGAAGUGUUCAACUACAGAGAAUUCAAUAAAGGUUCCCUUUUCUACUUAUGUACUACAUCUGGAGUGUGCGUUAAGAAAAUUCGAGCCUUAGCAAAUCACCAUGACCUCUUGGUGAAAGUGAAAGUUAUAAAACUAGUGAACAAAUUCUGACUGGCUAUGUGCUUUCAAACAAAUGGAAGAAAUGUCUUGGUUUUGCAGUCUGGAGGCAUUGAAAAUUGAAAGUUACUACUUUCCCCCUUGCUCAUAUAGUAAAGGGAUCCUUUCAGCUGCCAGUUUUGAAUAAUGUAUCAUCCAAAGUGAUGUUAUCUGUGACAGUCACCUGCUUUAAGCUGAACCAUUUUAUGAAUACCAAAUAAAUAGUCCUCUUGUACUGAAAA
Molecule: messenger RNA, 2764 nt
Organism: Otolemur garnettii (small-eared galago)
Lineage: Eukaryota; Metazoa; Chordata; Mammalia; Primates; Galagidae
Gene: ARMCX2
Product: armadillo repeat containing, X-linked 2
Exons: 5
Coding region: 393-2537 (714 amino acids)
Cellular component (GO): mitochondrion
Molecular function (GO): protein binding
Source: RefSeq, a predicted model, not a curated record